AUGUCCUCGGCCACGUCUCUGCGCCCGGCAGCGCGGCGGGUAACCCAGUGCCUGCGCCUCGACACGAGAAGACGACGCAGCUUUGCCUCGACCGUCCCCAGGGACGCCGACUUUACCCACAUUGUCAUCGGCGCCGGCGUCGUCGGCCUCGCCACAGCCCGCCACCUGACGGCCACGCACCCGUCGAGCACGACGCUGCUCGUCGAGCGCCACGCGCACCCGGGCACCGAGACGUCGUCGCGCAACAGCGAGGUCGUCCACGCGGGGCUCUACUACGGCCGCGGCACGCUCAAGACGGCCCUCUGCACGCGCGGCCGCCGCCUGCUGUACGCCUUUUGCGCCGCCCACCGUGUCGCCCACCGCCGCACCGGGCAAGUGGCUCGUCGCGCAGAAACGACGCCCAGCGCGCCGCCCUCGAGCGCCUCUACGCGUCCGUCGACGCCGACGCCCAUGACGCCCCGCCCCUGCACUGGUCGCCGACGCCGAGGCCCGGCGUCUCGAGCCCGCCGUGCGCGCGCGCGCCGGCGGUCCUGGCAUCGCGGAGACGGCAUCGUCGACGUCCACGGCCUCAUGGUCCCGCUGCGGGGCCUGUUCGAGGACGAGGGCGGCACCGUCGCCGUGCAGUCGCGCGUCGAGGCCGUCGAGCCGCUGCAGCGCGCCGGCGCCGGCGGCUGGGCCGUGACCGUCGUCGACGCGGCGACGGGCGAGUCGAGCACCGUCACGGCCGACGUUGUCGUCAACGCGGCGGGCCUCGGCGCCGUCGACGUCCACAACAUGAUCGUGCCGGCCGAGCGACAGAUGGCCAUGUUCUACGCCAAGGGCAACUAUUUCGCCUACUCUGGCAGUAGUGGCAGCAGCCUCAACGUGAACCGCCUCAUCUACCCGGCCCCCGAGCCCGGCGUCGGCGGUCUCGGCACGCACCUGACGCUCGACCUCGGCGGGCGCAUCCGCUUCGGGCCCGACGUCGAGUGGGUCGACGACCCGAGCGACGUGGCGCCCAACCCGGCGCGGCUCGACGAGGCCGUCCAGGCCAUCCGCGAGUACCUGCCGGGCCUCGACGCCGACGCGCUGGCCCCCGACUAUGCUGGCAUUCGGCCGAAGCUGCUGCCCACGGGCGCCUUCCACGACUUCGUCGUCCGCAAGGAGGACGGCUUCGAGGGGCUCGUGAGCCUGCUGGGUAUCGAGAGCCCCGGAUUGACGAGCUGUCUGGCCAUUGCUGAGCGGGUGGAGGCGUUGCUUUACAAGUAG
Verticillium alfalfae VaMs.102 is the source of this 1248-nucleotide messenger RNA. RefSeq names its product NAD dehydrogenase. The record is from RefSeq and is a predicted model, not a curated record. The transcript is spliced from 2 exons. The coding region runs from base 1 to 1248 and encodes 415 amino acids. Lineage: Eukaryota; Fungi; Ascomycota; Sordariomycetes; Glomerellales; Plectosphaerellaceae. Gene Ontology annotation, cellular component: mitochondrion. Gene Ontology annotation, molecular function: (S)-2-hydroxy-acid oxidase activity; (S)-2-hydroxyglutarate dehydrogenase activity.